This is a messenger RNA of Ceratina calcarata, 8709 nucleotides long. Its product is annotated as ankyrin repeat and SAM domain-containing protein 1A. Gene Ontology annotation, cellular component: cytosol. Gene Ontology annotation, molecular function: protein binding. The record is from RefSeq and is a predicted model, not a curated record. Lineage: Eukaryota; Metazoa; Arthropoda; Insecta; Hymenoptera; Apidae.
CACGCUGGAUCAAUGAAACGCGAGUAAUCAUAGUAAAAACAGAAAUUGACAAGUGUGCAAGUGAACACCAGACAUUGAUUACGGUGUAAAUGGACCAUGGGGAAGGACCAGGAGCUGCUGGAGGCAGCGAGAAGCGGGAACGUCACCGUGGUCGAGAAGAUUUUGGGUCAACGAGCGAAGAGGAGUGGUCCACUAGCAAGCCUACGGCGGGGUCCAGGGGCUAACGUGCAAGAUGCCAGUGGAUAUUCCGCUCUCCAUCAUGCAGCUUUGAACGGGCAUAAGGAAGUGGUGAAGUUAUUGCUCCAGUUUGAGGCUUCCACUAACGUCGUCGAUGCUAAAGGCUCUUCGCCGCUUCAUUUGGCAGCUUGGGCGGGCGACGCUGAAAUCGUGCGGCUAAUUCUUACCCAAGGACCUUCGAUACCCAAAGUGAAUCUUACGACGAAGGACAACGAGACAGCGUUGCACUGCGCGGCACAGUAUGGGCACACGGAAGUGGUGGCACAGCUGUUGCAAUACGGAUGCGACCCCAGCAUCCGCAACAGCCGGGGAGAAUCCGCGCUGGAUCUCGCCGCACAAUAUGGCAGAUUGGAAACUGUGCAAUUGCUCGUUAGUACGUAUCCGGAGCUGAUCGUCCCUCUACGGAAUUCUUCCUCCUCGGUGAUUUUUCCGCACACCCCGCUACAUCUGGCCUCGCGAAAUGGUCACAGAGCGGUGGUGGAAGUGUUGUUGGCAGCAGGUGUCGACGUGAACCUGAGGACGCCUGCGGGAACUGCAAUGCACGAGGCUGCACUCUGCGGGAAGAUGGAAGUAGUGCGUGCACUUCUGGACCGAGGGGUGGAUUUGGGUAUUCGGGACUCGCGACAAAACACGGUGCUCGAUCUUCUCGGACAGUUCCCCCCGCACGUCACUCAGGAUAUCACCUCGGUGAUAAAAAGGCACAGGUCUUCCUCCGGAGUGGAAAGUGAUGCGGACAGUGAGAACUUGCCACCGAUUCCGGUUCAGGGGAACGAUUCAUUGGGCAGUCCUUACGAGAACGUUCGGCCGGGAGAUGAUCUCUCUCCGGCGGAAGGGACGUCGCCCACCCAAUGGCAGUUCUAUCACAAGCCUCGAGACGACGAUCGCCGCGUUUCCGGUACUUCCGUUAUGUCACUUGAAGACGAGCAGAAUGGGGGACCAGUGAACGGAGUACGGAGGACCCUCCAGCUGACAGAGGACUCCGACCCCAGUUCCGUCUACGACAGCGUCUUUAUGUCCAUGUCCGACACCCUCAACUCGAUAAACACUACCACCAACAACAAUAUACUGUUAGUACAGCGCGACACUACACGGGGCUCCGACAACGGACUGUACCAAACGCCACCGGUACCUCGGGGAACAAUGGAGGGUAGCUUCGUGUCGGAGGAUCUGUCCUUGACAUUACCCACGGGAUACGGGGGUGGCAGGGAGUCGGACCAAUUGAGCGUUUCCUCGUCCUCCAGCGUCGGUGGACCGAGCCCACGGGAUCGGCGUUGUUUGCCCAACGAUUCCAACGCCGCCGGGAUUUACUUGCCAAUGGCACCCUUGUCCAGUUCUCUUCACAGCCCCGCCUCCAACAGUAAAGUCUCGCCAACGCCGCCGAAGAAGCCACCCAGGCGCAACUUGUCUGUUUCGCCGACCCAUCUGCAGACCCAGAUGUCCUUGUCGGCGGACUGCACCAUGGGCCCGAACAAUUACGAGUACCUAUACAUGGCCCGGAGCGGUGCUCGCAGCCACAUCGACUUGGACCAACUGCAGAAGCGCCGGGAACAGUUGCGUCACGUGACGAGAAGCGUCGAUCAGUACGUCGAGAUGAAAUCCCCUCGCGCGGAGGAAGAGAGACGCGACAUGAACGCCGAGCCGGUCGCCAUCACUUCGAUCUACGAGAAUAGACCGAUUAAAACGUUGAAUCCUCGACGAAAGUUGCGUAGACACGCUUUCGAGGACUAUGAGCCAGUGGGCAGCCCGUGCGCGGAUAAGUCGCCCUGCAGCGAGACGGACACAUUCGCCCAGGAGCAGCAAACGUUCGUCUCGAGGGCGUUCAUCAUGCUCAAGUCUUCCCAGGAGAGUCUCCUCAACGAGAAACGCGACGCGAACGACGAACACUCCGCGCCAGAAGGCCGUGAGGCGACCGAUAAACGCCUGAAACGAGUACAAAUGAUGCUGCCCACCAGUCCUACGCAUUACGCUCAACCACCGACGCCCGAUCAUCCGCCGCCUUCCGCCAUGCAGGCUGAGAAGUCCAUUCACGAGAGGAUUCGUCCAUUGAGUCAGGUAUACAAACGACGGUCCCGCGACAUGGAAACGGAAACCGACGAGGAUUUAUUGCAGUUUCCGGCCGGCGGAUCCCUGGACGCUAGCAGCGGAUCGUUAUCGAGCGUGUCCCUAUCCGACAAGAGUAUGUCGACGGACAACGUCGAGGAAUACUUCGGGGAUGUGCCGUUUGCAGGUUUGUUGAAAGGAUCCGUAACGGCGGAGAGGCCUCGCACGUUGCGUAGGUUGCGGAACGUAUACGGGCAAUCCGCAUGCGGAAUGGGAACCGGCGGCGAGGGCGGAGGCGGGGAACGGCUCGAGGAUGGUGAGGUCGCGUUUCGAUUGUCGGAUCGCGAUCGCGAUCGCGAGAGGGACGAAAAGUCCCUCAGCAUAAUGAGUCCGUUCGACGAGCAGGAGGAAUGGGCAAAGAUCUCGGAGAUCAUGGCAUCCUUCGGCACAGGUCUUGUCCGGGAGUCCGUGUUUGUUACCGAACUGGAAAAGGAGUUCCAGACGAGAUUAGGACUGAGUUCAGACACGAGCAGUAGUCCUAUUGUCUCAACUUCCGUCGGUCAGUGGCUGUCAACGUUAGGCCUGGCCGACUACGAAUCUCUCUUCAUCAACUAUGGAUACGACGAUUUAGAUUUUAUAAACGGAGUCUUGGACGAGGCGGAUCUGAAGGACAUGGCCAUCAGCAGCGAUCAAGAGCGUGCUGUGAUAAUGGACGCGGUCGGAUCGUUGAACAAACGGGUGGAAAAACGGUCGGGUGGAAGCGGCCAGACGGUGGACGAGUGGCUGAAGAGCAUUCACCUGGAGAACUACGCGGAGAUCUUCAGGAAGCACUUGUACACGGACAUGGAUCGUGUGAGGAGCGUGUGGGAAGUCGAGCUGGACGCGGUGUUGGAGAUCUCGAAGCCCGCGCAUCGCAAGAGGAUUCUGGCGUCGGUCAGGGGAUCGAACGGGCGUGCACAGAAUCGAAACUCCGUCGGGCCCAACUUGGAGGACCUCAAUAAGGACCUGAACACCUUGAAGACGAACAUCCAGCAGCUGAAGGAGGAGAUACGGGAGAAGUUGCCGGAAACAACGACGGAAGGUACGAGGGAGGGUGGAUCGAUAACCGGAACGAAUUCGACCGUCACGGGCACAUUAAGGCACCGCAAAAACAGGCCGGCACCGCAGCCACCCCAACGACCCAGUUCGCAUAAUGGAGCGAUCUCGACACCGGAACAGCUCGAGAUCAGGGCACCGUCGGAGCUGCUGCUCGGCGUACCGUCCACCCUCAAGACGCAAUGGAGGCAUCAGCCGAUAACUCUGCUCUCCGGCUGCGUGACAUACGUCGCCAACUAUCUGGGUUCGACCGUGGUGAAGGAAUUACGCGGUACCGAGUCGACGAAGAAAUCAAUACAGAAGCUGAAGAAAACCUGUCGCGAACCCAGAGUCAUUCCCGACAUUACCUUAGCGAUUUGCUACCGCGGCGUCCGAUUCUUCAAUACGGUGACCAACGAGCCGAUUUGCGAGCACGAGAUUCGCAACAUUCAUUGCGCCUGUCAGGACGCCGAUGAUCUCACGCAUUUCGCGUACAUCACCAAGGAUCAUGCUACUCGCACGCAUUUCUGUCAUGUAUUCUGCGUGCCAACAAUGGACCAAGCGACGGAGGUGAUUCUAACCCUAGGCCAAGCGUUCGAAGUCGCUUAUCAAAUGGCGUUGCGGGACAAGCUCGGUAAUCAGACUGUGCGAUCGCAGUCGGCCAAUCAGCUAAACGCGUUAUGGAAACCGCCGGCGCCGACAAAGAUGUCCGUUUCACCGGAGUCCGUGCCCGAUCCCGUUCGCGAUUCCCAAGGGGAACCGCCGAGCUCUGUUCCCGUCGCGAAUUCAACGAAUCCGAAACCCAAACUACGUCCCAAGCUGACCAUUCCCAAUCCAAAAUUCACUGCUACCAAUCCGGCGCAGGAUACGAACUCAAAACCAAAUUUGAGUUCCCAGUCGGGCAGCGCAGUGAACUCGAGUUCCAAUCCGGCGGGUAGUCCCACUAGCAACUCGGUGAGCAGCUCGAACUCGAACACGAGUACGAGCACGAAUCAGACCGCGAAACCAUUGGCAAGUCACGGAAGGUCCCACUCAGUGAACGACAUCAAGGUGAAUGGGAACCAGUUGAAACUAGCGCCGGUGUUGGACGAUAUUGGAAUCGGCGUAAAGGACAUGAAGCCCGGUUCGAGGGCACCCAUCGCCCUGUCCGAGGAGCUGUAGGAUGUACGACUUUACACCUUGGGUAUUCAAUCAGAAAUUCGAUGAUUCGUGAUUAAUCGUCGAGCAAGCCAGAAGCUUCGCGUUCCCUCGCACGGCGCGAGUUUCAGGAUCAAAUCUACGUGUUGGUCGACGCGAGAAUUGAAUUUUCACGUUGCUAACGCUAAAGAAACACCGCCCUUUGGGCGUGUGAAUUAGAAGUUGAAAUUGCGAGAGCUAAGUUUCAGCCUCGUGUCGUAAUACCAUUCUCUUGUAAAUUAAUAUUGUGGAAUGUAGGUGAGACUUUGAUACUCGACUCGGAUGUCGGGUCGAGUUUGAAUCAUUCGAUUAGGGUUCGAGUUCUUGAUCGUUACACUUGCACACACUAGACGGACCCAUUCGCGGCGUCUUUUUACAUCGCUCUAAACUUUUGUAGUAACAUUGUACGCACGCAUGGUAGCGUGCGCGAUUACUUCUACAAUUAUUUUAUCCAGGAUUCCGGAGGAGUUCGAUUACGGCUCAGGUAAGUGAGAUACGAUUGUCGAAUUUCUUUGCUAGAUCUCGGUCGAGACGAUUUUCUACACUGAGGGCAUUAAAGAACCGACAGAAUUCAAUUGUUAGGGCAACCGUGCUCAUGUUUUACAUAUUCUCUACUCGCGUCCCCGCAACGAGAGAAACUAACAAACGGGGAGAUCGAAAACAACGAAUACCGAGGAUUCUCGUUGAACGGGUCGCGAUUUUUCCAAACAGUAUUAUUCGACUAGAACGAAGCUCUUUGUCAUAAAGUAGUUUUCUAGUUGUGGUACUCGUUUUGUGGUUAAGCGAGUGCGUGACUAAACGUUACAUCGACGUCUCGCCUAAUAUAACCCUGAAACGAACUGAAAAAAACGGUAACUGAUGAAAUUAUGUGAUUCUUUUUUCUCGUUAAAACGAAGAUGCAAGACCCCCGCACGAGAAACGUUAUUGCAUUUAAACGAAGCAUAUACGUGUAAGAACAUUCCCGUGAAGAAAGGACGAAUUUAUGAAUGCUCAAUUUUGAUCGCGUGCAAUCAAUUAAGUAGAAAAAAAUAAAAGAAAAAGAACUGAUUAACGAGACUCAGAGGCUGAAUCGUUUUCUCUUUGAACCGUGGAUUCCACGGUGGAUUCGUUUCUCUCACGACAAAUCACCACGCCUCGUUCGAGUCGCCAUUGUUUUUUCACCGUUCUCAUUACCCAAGACUGACAGUCCUCUUUAUCUCAUUUUUUCACGUGUUUGAACAAUUUAGAGUACCGUAGGUACAUGUACGCACGCAGGGAGCCGCUGGUCUCACGAACAGUUGAAAAUCUGAAUAAAAAUAAGUAAUUCGAACAGAAGAAUUUCGAUUAUUGGAUGUUAAUACUAAUGAAGAACGAUAAAUCGUACUAAAAGAAACAGUGAAUUGAGAUUCCCAACUGUUUGUAGCUCUGGUAUUUACACAAACAAUUAAACGUUUGUAACUUGCAUCGAAACAUAGAAAAGGCGAGGUUGAAAAAGAAAUGGAGAGAAGGUACGGGAGCAGAUUGACGCGUAUUUAUCGAAUGCUAGUUCGACGAACCUCGCGAUUAGGAAACGAAUGUUAAUACCAGAAACGGUACCAAAUAUAUCUAUCUAUUGUAUAUUUAAAUACUCCAGUGGAGCGAAGGCUCUGCUUUUAAUAUAAGUCAUCUAUCGAGUUAAUACAACGUAAGAGAACGGGCUGACAAUGAAUUAGGGAGCAGCUAUAGUUCUGAGCAAUGUGUGUCAUAGUAGAAACUAUAAACGAUUACGAACAACGUAGCAUCAUUCUCCUGAUGAGCAGGCCUAAUAGUUGUCGGAUAGUAAUAAACGGAGACAAGAUAAUUGAAAGAAUUUCUCAUGGAUAGAGCCAUCUGAACGGCAGCUUGUACACAGAAGGGUAGAUCGAUAACGAAAACCAAAGAUUGCACGUAUGUAUGUACAUAAGCACACGCGGUAUUAAUCGAUGCGAGUGUGCGGCGAUAUUAAUCUCGAUAUUAAGCCGGGAUAGAGGCGAAAGCAAGCUCGGAGAGUGGAUGGAGAAUCCGCUUGCGGUGAUAAGAGGUAACGGCCGAGAGGAUGAAGAGAUAUUAUUAUAGGGCGAGACAGAGUGGAACACGAGAAACUGCCAAAUAACACACCACCAUUAUUUGCCACGUGGCUGUACGCACAGUUUGUAUUUAUCACGUUUACAAUAGUAGAUAGCUCUAUUCAUAUAAUAUACAUAUACAGGAUUAAGCGUUGAGGUGUCACAGAAGAGGCAAGGGAGGUCCGUGGUGUGAUUAUGCUCUCCUCGCUGUGAAGUAUAUAUUUACCGGGUAAAUACAAAACUUCCAAUAUAUUUAAUAUUAUGGCGGAAGGGAAAAACGAUUUAUUAUUUGUCAGAUUCUCUUCUUCUCUUUGUCUAGUAAUUUAAUGUGUAACCUUUUGCUUGGUAAAGCUAUACUCCGCAGCUAAGUACAGUCUUCAUGAUCUAGCCGAGUAAAUGAAAAGGUUAAGCAGGAUGAUUUCUUGCCUGGUUACAUCGCGAAGACUGAUAUUUAAAUUGUACUAUACAAAUUGUAACGCAAUUAUAGUAGAAUCGUAGUAGCAACUCGAAGUAGAGAACAUGCUUCCUUCAUGUGUGUGAGUUCAAGGAAAUUGGCAUGAAGCGCGAUCUUAAAUGGUGUUGUACGGAUGGGUUGUUCGUGUUGGCUUUGGGGAUUCGUGUCUUGUUCGUCCAAAAUGAAAAAUGAAUAGGAGCUCAGAAAAACUCGAUUUUUUAAACUGAAAAACGAAGUUACGUCGACAAGAAUUAACACGUUAGAGAUUACAAAACAAGUUUAGUGAAAAAAUAAUUACACAAAUGUAGUCGCAUAAUCGAUAAGACGACCCGUUUUCGACCAAGUUUUCACGUUUAUGAAUAGUGCAGAAAAUUUUGAGAUGAGAUUUCGACGAAAAAAUUUACCAAGACAUUCUUUCGUAGAUCUGUACUUUCUUACACAUUUUCCUCGGUUUUUUGUAAACACGUUUUGUAUCAGUGAUUCGUGUGAAGUAACUAAGGAGAUUGUUUAUUAAACUAUUUAUAAUUUAAAUCCAUGUCCGAUGCUCCAACGUUCGAUAUCCUACUUGUCAACGGUGACUGCUAUAAACACUGCAUUAUUCGAAACAAAAUACAAUCUUAUAAUAUUGUUGUAUUAUUAAAAGAAAAAUAACAUUCCACUUCAUAUUUUACUUUACACGAAUCAUUUUUUCGAGUAUUUCGCCUUCAUUACUUGAGCACGCGAAACAAAAGAGAUAAGGAGAAGAAAACCAAUAAUUUCGUCCAUCAACGAACAAUACAAGUUGCCGCCGAUGCAAUCUCUCAAGUGCCAACAAUGGAGCCCCAUUUAUAUACUCAAGUACGCCUGUUGGAUCCGACAUUGUUGAUCCGAAAAGUUCAAGAGAAGAAGGUUAAAUGUAGAUACAUACAUCUAACACUUGGUAGCUAUGUAUUUUGUUCCGUACCACUGUAAAUUAAUCUAUCUACACGUGUUCAGAAGGGGAAACCACUCAGUCGUUCAAACAUUGACACAUCGCAAUAGAUAACGCUGCAUGUAAUUUAUUCGUUUCUUCGAGCUAACGCGAAGGACGGAGUCUCCUACGAAGGAGGCGUCUAGUUUAACUUUUAAGUAUUUAUAUGAGAAACGCUGACGAUUGAAUAAUUUAGAAAUGUAUACAUUCUACGAGUAGAACCGAGCGGUAUCAACAUGAAUUUUACUCGUUUAUGCCAAUUGACUGAGCGAAGAAACUCAUUCACGGACCAAGAAAGGAUAAAGUGAGAGGAGAGGGAGGAAAAAACACAAAGAGGGAGAGAGAGAGAGAGAGAGAGAAAAUAAGAGAUUAACGAGGUAAGAAGACGGGUAUGGUAGCUCGUAAACUAUACAUAUAGUAUUCCGCGUGCAACGGUUAGGUGCAGCUGUCGAGGGAAGUUUUUCACUCGACGUUUUUUCUCCUAGCGAAGGAUAAGACGCGACGAUCCGCGAAUUUCGUCGCGUCGAUUAUUGUAGAUCGAGUACAGGUUUUUAGAUGUACGUGUACAUAGAUGUGUAUCGAUUGAAAUGUUAGCGAGUGCCGGAGCGAUCACCGUGAAUCAGUUCAGCGCCCAACGAUACCAAAGAUACAAUCGAAACAACUUCCUAAUUGUACAUUAGACGACUAUGUGUGAUUAAACUGACAUAUUGAUUGAA